AUGCCCCAGCUGGACCUGCGGCUGCCCCGGCUCCUGCCAGGCAUCCUCCUUCAGCUUCUGCCAGUGCUGGGCCAGGGGGCACCGCGCCGCAUUUGCCAAUUUCACUUCCGGUCGCGACGAGUCGUCCAUAUAGGGGAUGAGGCGCUCAGGUCGGAGGAAGAGUUCAUGGGCUCCGCGAAGCAGCUGCCGACCAGGACUCCAGCAGGACCGACCUGCCGCGUGUUGGAGCCGCAGGCAGCUUCCGUUUCACCAGUGUGUCUGUGGUUUCAGGGAUUGGUGACGUUCAGGGACGUGGCCGUCCGCUUCUCUCAGGAGGAAUGGGAGUGCCUCAGUCCUGUGCAGAGGGACUUGUACUGGGAUGUGAUGCUGGAGAACUACAGCAACGUGGUCUCACUGGCAGGAAGUUCCAUUUCUAAGCCAGAUGUGAUAACCUUAUUGGAGCAAGAGAAAGGACCUUGGAUGGUUGUGAGAAAAGAAACAAGCGGAUGGUACCCAGAUAUGCAGUCAAAUUAUGGAGCUGAGAAGUUAUCUACAAAAAAUGAUAUUUAUGAAAUAAAUUUGCCCAAACAGGGUAUAAAGGAAAUAAGUAAAACUCUUGGCUUCAAGGCCUCCAGUUUUAGAAAUGAUUCAAAACAUAGAAGUAGAUUUGAGGGACUACAGGGACAUCAAGAGGGAUAUAUCAGUCAAAAGAUAAUCAACUAUGAAAAAAUGCCUAUUUAUAGUCAUCAUACUUCUUUUAUUCACAAUACAGGUAAACCAUAUGAAUGUGAGGAGUGUGGGAAGUACUUUAGUCGUGGUUCAAAUCUUAUUCAGCAUCAGAAUAUUCAUACUGGAAAGAAACCCUAUGAAUGUAAGGAAUGUGGGAAGGCCUUUUGACUUCAUAUACAACUUACUCGACAUCAGAAAUUUCACACUGGUGAGAAACCCUUUAAAUGUAAGGAAUGUGGGAAAGGUUUUAGUUUUCCCACCCUACUUAAUCGCCAUAAGAACAUUCACACAGGUGAGAAACCAUUUGAAUGUAAAGAAUGUGGGAAAUCCUUUAAUCAUAGCUCAAACCUUGUUCAACAUCAGAGUAUUCAUGCAGGUGCAAAACUAUAUGAAUGUAAGGAAUGUGGGAAAACCUUUAAUCAUGGUUCAAAUCUUGUUCAGCAUCAGAAGAUUCAUUCUAGUGAGAAACCCUUUGUAUGUAAAGAAUGUGGGAAAGGCUUUAAAUAUCCUUACCAACUUAUUGAACAUGGCUAAGUUCACACUGGCAAGAAACCCUUUGAAUGUAAAGAUUGUGGGAAGGCCUUUAGUCUUCUGAUACAUCUUGCUGGACAUCAGAACAUUCAUACUGGUAAGAAGCCAUUUGAAUGUAAGGCAUGUGGGAAGGCCUUCAAUCGUGGCUCGAAUCUUGUACAACAUCAGAGUAUUCAUACUGGUGAGAAACCUUAUGAAUGUAAGGAGUGUGGAAAGCCUUUUAGACUUCACCUACAGCUUUCUCGGCAUCAGAAAACUCAUACUACUGAGAAACCCUUUGAAUGUAAGGAAUGUGGAACAGCCUUCAGCCAUCAGCACGAACUUAUUGAGCAUCAGCGAAUUCAUACUGGUGUGAAGCCCUAUGAAUGUAAGGAAUGUGGGAAAUUCUUUCGUCGUGGUUCACAUCUUACUCAACAUCAGAGUAUUCAUACUGGAGAGAAACCCUAUGAAUGUAAGGAAUGUGGGAAGGCCUUUAGACUUCGUAUACAACUUACUCGACAUCAGAAAUUUCAUACUGGUGAGAAACCCUUUAAAUGUAAGGAAUGUGGGAAAGGUUUUAGUUUUCCCACCCUACUUAAUCGCCAUAAGAACAUUCACACAGGUGUGAAACCCUUUGAAUGUAAGGAAUGUGGGAAAUUCUUUCAUCGUGGUUCAAACUUUGUUCACCAUCAGAGUAUUCAUACUGGAAAGAAAUCCUUUGAAUGUAAGGAAUGUGGGAAAUUCUUUCGUCAUGGUUCAAACCUUGUUCAAUAUCAGAGUAUUCAUACUGAAAAACCCUUUGAAUGUAAGGAAUGUGGGAAGGCCUUUAGACUUCAUAUACAACUUACUCGACAUCAAAUAUUUCAUACUGGUGAGAAACCCUUUGAAUCUAAGGAAUGUGGAAAAGCCUUUAGUCUUCCUACCCAGCUUAAUCGCCAUGAGAACCUUCAUACAGGUGAGAAGCCAUUUGAAUGUAAAGAAUGUAAGAAGUCCUUUAAUCGUGCCUCAAACUUUGUUCAACAUCAGAGUAUUCAUGCUGGUGUGAAACCAUAUGAAUGUAAGGAAUGUGGGAAAGCUUUUAGACUUCACCUACAACUUUCUCAACAUCAGAAAACUCAUACUGGUGAGAAACCCUUUGAAUGUAAGGAAUGUGGGACAGCCUUCAGACAUCAGUACCGACUUAUUGACCAGCAGCAAAUUCAUAGUGGUGUGAAGCCCUAUGAAUGUAAGGAAUGUGGAAGGGGCUUUAGUCGUGGUACAGACCUUAAAGUAUAUCAGAGAAUACACACUGGUGAGAAACUCUUUGAAUGUAAGGAAUGUGGGAAGGCCAUUCAACAUGAUUACCAAUUUCUUGGACAUUACAGAAUUCAUACUGGUGAGAACCUCAAUGAAUGUAAGGAAUGUGGGGCGUGCUUUACUCAUGGUAGAGACCUUACAGUACCUCAGAGAAUUCAUACGGAUGAGAAACCAUAUCAAUGUAAGGAAGGUGGGAAGGCCUUUAGUCAUAGCUCAAACCUUAUUGAACAUGUUAAAAUUCAUACUGGUGAGAAACCCUAUGAAUGUAAGGAAUGUGAGAAGGCCUUUAGCAAUAAUUAUGAACUUAAUGUGCAUCAGAGAAUUCAUACUGGUUAGAAACCUUAGGAAUGUAAGGAAUGUGGGAAAACUUUUACACUUAGUUCAGUCUUUACUGUGUAUCAGAGAAUUUAUAUGGGUUUGAAACCCUGUGAAUGUAAAGAACGUGGAAGGACCUUUAGUUGUAGCUCAGACUUUGUUCAACAUGAGAGAAUUCAUACUGGUGAGAAACCUUAUGAAUGUGAGGAAUGUGGGAAGACCUUUAGACUUAGUUCAGUUCUUUCUGCACAUCAGAAAAUUCAUACUGGUCUGAAACCCUAUGAAUGUAAAGAAUGUGGGAAAGCCUUUACCAUGAAUGGUCAGCUUACUCGACAUCAGAAAAUUGAUAAUCAUCAGAAGUCCUAUGAAUAUAAGGAAUGUGGGCAAACCUUCACUGGGUAUGAACAAUUGACUCCACAUCAGAGAAUUCAUACUGGUGAGAAAUCUUAUGAAUAUAAAAGAAUGUGGGAAGACCUUUCAUCAUGGUCUGAGAUUUGCUACAGCACAGUAUUGAUACUGGUGAGAAACUGUUUGAGUAUAAGUAAUGUGGAAAGAUUUGUAGUCUACUACAGUAAACACCUUAGAAUUCAGAGAAGACUUCUGAUGAGAAAGUCUUUGAGUGUAAGGAAUAUAGGGUAGCCUUCAUGUUCACAAUUUACUAACCAUAAAAGACAUUUUACUAGAUAUGUUAAUUCAUAAACUUACAAAAACCUUCACACCCAAACUAGAGAAAAACUGUUAUUGGAACAAAUGUAAGAAAACAUCUACCUGAGGCACAUUCUUUAUCAUCAUUGCCAUUUCGCUACCUGUGUGACAUCAGGCUAGAUGCUUAUCCUCUUUUUGCAUCAUUUGUAAAUGGCAGCAGUAGGGAGUACCUACCUAGUAGUGCAAUUAUGGGAAUAAAUGUAUUAUGGUACAUAUAAAAUCCUUGAAAGAGUAUUUGGCACAUGCCUGUGCUUGUAAAGAAUAGCUUUUACAUUGUUGUUUCAUUAGCAUUACUGUUAUUGAUGUGAGAGGAAAAUUGUAUUGUGAGUAAUUUAGAAAAGCCUCAUCCAUUCAUUUUUAAAUUUUAAAUAACUUAUUCUGGAUAAAAUCUAGUGGAAUGUAAAGAAUGAGAGGAUUUUCAUUAAGAGCUCAUUCCUUAAGUUACAUCAAAAAGUUAAUGCUGGAAAGAAACCCUAUGGAUUUAAUGAGUGUGGAGAUGUUGAAAAUAUAGCUGUUGAAGAAUCAGAGAGUUUUUGAAGUGAUUUGUCUAUAAAAAUUUCAAUAGGCAGAAAAUGUAUAAUUUAUGUUCUCUGUCCAGAAGUUAAGAUAAAUUAGAUAUUAACAAAAGAAUGGCAAAAUUAAAACUAUCCACCUAUAUAUUAUCCAACAGUUUAUCAUGAAAAUUGUUACACAUAUGGAAAAGUUGAAAGAAUAGUUAAAUAAACACCCCCAUAUCCCUGCCUAGAUUCAAAGUUAACUGUUUGACAUGUUUAUUUUUCUGUAUAUUUUUUGUUAUAUCAUUGGGAAUAUGUUUUAGAUAUCAUGAUACUUUAUCCCUUAUUACAUCAGUAUGUGUUUCCCAAAUAUAAAGACAAAUCUCAUAUGUAGCCAUAGUACCAUAAUUACCCUUAAGGAAAAUACCUUGUAUUCUGAUUUCUUCAUUGGCCUCUAAAAUUGUUUUUACAGCUGUUUAUUUUCUAAGGAGAAUGCAUUCUAGAUUCUGCAUUGUAUUUGGUUGUUAGCUCUAUUUAGUCUCUUUUAGUCU
Messenger RNA from Ceratotherium simum simum (southern white rhinoceros), 4579 nucleotides. NCBI's taxonomy places the organism in Eukaryota, Metazoa, Chordata, Mammalia, Perissodactyla, Rhinocerotidae. The record is from RefSeq and is a predicted model, not a curated record.